Messenger RNA from Drosophila eugracilis, 2467 nucleotides. It is a transcript of the gene kdn, whose product is annotated as probable citrate synthase, mitochondrial. NCBI's taxonomy places the organism in Eukaryota, Metazoa, Arthropoda, Insecta, Diptera, Drosophilidae. Gene Ontology annotation, biological process: citrate metabolic process; carbohydrate metabolic process; tricarboxylic acid cycle. Gene Ontology annotation, cellular component: mitochondrial matrix. Bases 187 to 1581 code for a protein of 464 amino acids. The record is from RefSeq and is a predicted model, not a curated record. The transcript is spliced from 3 exons.
CGAUUGGCGGGCCAUUCAGUUGCCGCGCAGCUGCUAGACGAGAAACCCACGAAAAGAACACUUCACUUCCAGAAAAAGGAAAGGCAAUUUUUUUCUGUGUGUGUGUGUUUUUCAGUGCGAGAGGGAUUUUCUAGCCAAGGCGAAAGUGUUUUUCUUCUACUCGCAGCCGUACGUAAUCGCAUUGCCAUGUCGCUCUAUCGCAUUUCCGCACGCAAAUUGUCUGAGGCACAGAAACUGCCAAAUGUGGGUUCCUACGUUCGUAUGAUCUCUGCCGAUGGCAAGAGCCUGCGUGACGUGUUGACCGCCAAGGUGCCACAGGAGCAGGAGCGCGUGAAGAACUUCCGCAAGCAGCAUGGCGCUACCAAGAUGGGCGAGACGACCAUCGACAUGAUGUACGGUGGCAUGCGCGGCAUCAAGGCCCUGGUUACCGAGACAUCGGUGCUGGAUGCGGAUGAGGGUAUCCGUUUCCGUGGCCUCUCCAUUCCCGAGUGCCAAAAGGUCCUGCCCGCUGCCGAUGGCGGCACUGAGCCUCUGCCUGAGGGUCUCUUCUGGCUGCUGCUGACUGGUGAGGUGCCCACCAAGGCCCAGGUCCAACAGCUGUCCCGCGAAUGGGCCGAACGUGCUGCCCUGCCCCAGCAUGUGGUCACCAUGUUGAACAACAUGCCAACCACUCUGCACCCAAUGUCGCAGUUCGCCGCUGCCGUUACCGCUCUGAAUCACGACAGCAAGUUUGCCAAGGCCUACUCUGAUGGUGUGCACAAGAGCAAGUACUGGGAGUACGUCUAUGAGGACAGCAUGGAUCUGAUUGCCAAGCUUCCCGUGGUUGCUGCCACCAUCUACUGCAAUACCUACCGCGGCGGCAAGGGCUCCCGUUCGAUCGACUCCAACCUGGAUUGGUCGGCCAACUUUGUCAAGAUGCUCGGCUAUGACAAUGCUCCCUUCACUGAGCUGAUGCGUCUGUAUCUGACCAUCCACAGUGACCACGAGGGUGGAAACGUGUCCGCUCACACUGUUCACUUGGUGGGCUCUGCCCUCAGCGAUCCCUACCUGUCCUUCGCCGCCGGCCUGAACGGUUUGGCUGGUCCUCUGCACGGUCUGGCCAACCAGGAGGUGCUCGUGUGGCUGCGCAAGCUGCAGAAGGAGGCCGGUAACAACCCCUCAGAGGAGCAGCUCAAGGAGUACAUCUGGAAGACCCUGAAGUCAGGACAGGUUGUUCCCGGCUACGGACAUGCUGUGCUCCGCAAGACCGAUCCCCGCUACACUUGCCAGCGUGAGUUCGCGUUGAAGCACCUGCCCGAUGACGAGACGUUCCAGCUGGUGUCCAAGAUCUACAAGGUGGUGCCCCCAAUCCUGACCGAGACCGGCAAGGUGAAGAACCCCUGGCCCAAUGUAGAUGCCCAUUCCGGUGUCCUGCUGCAAUACUACGGCAUGAAGGAGAUGAACUACUACACCGUGCUGUUCGGCGUUUCCCGUGCCCUCGGCGUGUUGGCUUCCCUCGUUUGGGAUCGUGCCCUCGGCCUGCCCAUCGAGCGCCCCAAGUCGUUCUCCACCGAUCUGCUGGUCAAGAUGGUCCAGAAGUAAGCAACUGGAUGAGCAGAAGGAGCGGGAGGAGCUGGAGUUCAACCUUUUAUAGCCAGAAGAUUAUGGACGAAGGAUGCAGAAGCUGUAGAUUGUAAUUGACGAGGGCAGAGGGAGAGAUAUUCGAUUGAAUUGGAUUAGGAUUGGAUAUCGAUAUGACGACGCUGAUAUUGAGAGAGUUGGAUAUGUGUAGUUGAGGAGAACAGCAACCAAAUACGAACCAAUAGGACAAAAAAUUAAAAAAAUAACCAGAAGAAAACUGCAACACACUGCAACCGCAAAACAAUAAGUUGGAAAUAAGGCAGAAACUUAUUUUUAGUAGUAAAAUAAUUAACGAAGAGAAACCAACAAGCAACCACUUAAUUGUAUAAGCUAUAUAUAUAUAUAAAAACGAUUGACUAUAUAUAUAGGGACAGGCAAAGAGAGAAAAAUUGUUUGCGCCUAUUGUUUUUGUUCAGCAUUUCCCCCGCCCAAGACCACCCGAAAACACCCACUAUUCCCAAUCUUUAUUAAGUUUGUUAUGUUUUCAUCUUAGCUGAUCGACUAACCAAGACCUUAAUACUUUAUCCCCUUAAACGCCCGACCCACCAGCACCACCCCGCCUGAAAACCUUAAAAAAUUACUAACUUGAUAACAUUUUACUUUUAAUUUAACUAUAAUUUAUUAUGCAAACAAGAUACAAACAAGAGAAAUACAAUACAAAAACAAGUGUAAAGAAACCAACAAAAACAUUUAAAAAAAACUCAAUAAAAAACAGAACAAUAAAUAAUAUAAUGCAUAAAGAGUAGUUAUUGCCAACUCCAUCAGUGGAAGCUGCAAAAGCGUUAGUUCAUGGCCAUGCAAGUGUAUUCGAGAAAGCAAACCCACAAUAAACCUUAGCAAACUUGAA